This is a messenger RNA of Staurois parvus, 474 nucleotides long. Lineage: Eukaryota; Metazoa; Chordata; Amphibia; Anura; Ranidae. The record is from the annotation of a GenBank genome assembly.
AUGGGCCCCUGUACCGCCUCCUCAUGCUGCUGCCAGGCCCGUAAUCUGCCAUGGGCCCCCGUACCGCCUCCUCAUGCUGCUGCCAGGCCCGUAAUCUGCCAUGGGCCCCUGUACCGCCUCCUCAUGCUGCUGCCAGGUCCAGAGUCUCUCAUGGGUCCCUGUACGGCCUCCCAUUGCUGCUGUCUCCAUCGCCACACUCUGCCAUGUGCCACUUUCAGGUCUCCUCACACUGCUGGUGGGUUCCAUUUUGUCAUAGGGUGCUGUAUGGCCUCCCAUUGCUGCUGCCUCCACCGCCACACUGUGGCUCCACACUCUGGUUUUGGCCCCGUGACUGCCCAAAUGAGUGAAGUGUGCGGUGAUUCUAAGAUCGACGGCACUCAUCUGCAUGUCAUACUGACUGACAGUAUUAUUUCUCUUCCCCAGCAGACUCCAAGGGCAUUUAAAAUUAAAGGUACAGUGUUCUGCACUAAUAUA